Meloidogyne enterolobii is the source of this 867-nucleotide messenger RNA. The record is from the annotation of a GenBank genome assembly. NCBI's taxonomy places the organism in Eukaryota, Metazoa, Nematoda, Chromadorea, Rhabditida, Meloidogynidae.
UGUCAUCUGCUUGUGAUAACAUGACAGAUGAGGAGUGCGAUUAAACGUUUUGCUGAAAUGACACAAGUAGAUGAGGGGUUGGCACAUUUUUUGUUGCAGGAAAGUGAUUUUGACAUUAAUCGUGCUUUAACUGAAUUUUUUAAUAAUAGCAAUCAAACUUUGCCGACUUCAAGUAAUAGUAAAGAAGUUGAUGUUGAAGUGGUAACUGGAGUUGAUGAACCAAAAAUGAAUAACAAACGGGCAUAUAAAGACGAGGAAGUUUUUCCAUCAGAAUUAACACUUCUUUCUUGGAAUGUUGAUGGACUCGAUGAUCGUCAGAGAGAAAAGCGCUUUACCGCUGCUCUUUAUAUUAUUGCGAAAACAAAUCCAGAAGUAAUUUUCUUGCAAGAAAUGGUUGAACCUUUAAUGCCUCAACUUAAUGGAUUAAUGUCUCCAAUGUACAACACUUUUAUUCAAAAACCAAAUUGUGGAUAUUUUUGUAUAACUUUGGUUAGCAAGAAUAUUAAAAUAAUAAAAGAUGAAUUUAUUCCUUUUGAUAAUACAACAAUGGGUAGAGGAAUGUUAAUUGUUGAAGUUGGGAAUUUGCCAGAAUCAAUUAAAGAUGCCUGGAUAGAAGCAGGUUCACAACCUCAAUAUCGUUAUACAUGGGAUCUUAAAAGGAAUGAUAAUUAUGCGGGAAGAUUUGGAAAAGGACAGCCUCGUGCUCGUUUUGAUCGGAUUCUUUUUAAAGGGCCUCCACAGACAAAAGUUGAUUUUAAAUUAGAAGGAAUUAAUCGAAUUAAAGGUCCAAAUUGUUUUGUGAGCGACCAUUUCGCGCUGAUUUGCCGUUUCUUAGUUAAAAAGUUUUUUUUAAAUAAAAAAUUUUAG